Molecule: messenger RNA, 1311 nt
Organism: Lichtheimia ornata
Lineage: Eukaryota; Fungi; Mucoromycota; Mucoromycetes; Mucorales; Lichtheimiaceae
Product: enolase
Exons: 3
Coding region: 1-1311 (436 amino acids)
Biological process (GO): glycolytic process
Cellular component (GO): phosphopyruvate hydratase complex
Molecular function (GO): phosphopyruvate hydratase activity; magnesium ion binding
Source: RefSeq, a predicted model, not a curated record
AUGUCUGUUUCCAAGGUUCACGCUCGCCAGAUCUUUGAUUCUCGUGGCAACCCCACUGUUGAAGUUGAAGUCACCACUGCCAAGGGUGUCUUCCGUGCCGCCGUUCCUUCUGGUGCCUCCACUGGUGUUCACGAAGCACUUGAAUUGCGUGACCAAAUCAAGGCCGAUUACGUUGGCAAGGGUGUUUUCAAGGCUGUUGAAAAUGUCAACAAGAUUAUUGGUCCCGCUUUGAUUGAUUCCAAGCUCAACGUGAUUGAACAAAAGGCCAUUGACAACUUUUUGCUUGAGUUGGAUGGUACUCCCAACAAGAGCAAGCUUGGUGCCAAUGCCAUCUUGGGUGUUUCUUUGGCUAUUGCCAAGGCUGGUGCUGGUGAGAAGGGUGUGCCUUUGUAUGUGCACUUUGCCGAUUUGGCUGGUUCCAAGAAGCCUUUUGUUCUCCCUGUCCCUGCUUUCAAUGUCAUCAACGGUGGUUCCCAUGCUGGUAACAAGCUUGCCAUGCAAGAAUUUAUGAUCAUGCCUACUGGUGCCAAGUCCUUCACUGAAGCCAUGAAGAUUGGCAGCGAAGUGUACCAUGCUUUGAAGGGUGUCAUCAAGGCCAAGUAUGGUCAAGAUGCUACCAAUGUGGGUGAUGAAGGUGGUUUUGCCCCCAACAUCCAAGAUAACAAGGAAGGUCUUGAGCUUUUGGUUACUGCUAUUGAAAAGGCUGGUUACACUGGCAAGGUCAAGAUUGCCAUGGAUUGUGCUGCCUCUGAAUUCUACAAGGAUGGCAAGUACGAUCUUGACUUUAAGAACCCCAACUCCAACGCUGCCGACUACUUGACUGGUGAGCAGCUUUCAGAAUUGUACAAGUCUUUUGCCGACAAGUACCCGAUCGUGUCUAUUGAGGAUGCCUUUGACCAAGAUGACUGGGACAACUGGAGCCACCUCCUUGGUACCUCCGAUUUCCAACUUGUUGGUGAUGAUUUGACCGUCACCAACCCUAAGCGUAUUGCUACUGCUAUUGAAAAGAAGGCCUGCAAUGCUCUCUUGCUUAAGGUCAACCAAAUUGGCUCCGUCACUGAAAGUAUUCAAGCCGCUUUGGACUCUCAAAAUGCUGGUUGGGGUGUGAUGGUGUCUCACCGUUCUGGUGAAACCGAAGAUACCACCAUUGCCGAUUUGGUUGUUGGUUUGCGUACUGGUCAAAUCAAGACUGGUGCUCCUUGCCGUUCCGAACGCCUCGCAAAGUUGAACCAACUUUUGCGUAUCGAAGAAGAAUUGGGUGCCAAUGCCAUCUAUGCUGGUGAAAACUUCCGCAAGGCCCAUGAAUUGUAA